Molecule: messenger RNA, 749 nt
Organism: Ruditapes philippinarum (Manila clam)
Lineage: Eukaryota; Metazoa; Mollusca; Bivalvia; Venerida; Veneridae
Exons: 3
Coding region: 27-749 (240 amino acids)
Source: RefSeq, a predicted model, not a curated record
CACAGUUAUACAAGCUCAAUGUGAAAAUGAGAAAAAAAAAACAAAAGAAAGCCAUCAAAGUACUGUUUGAUUUUGUUAAGAUUAUACAAGACAAGAACUCAUUUGACUACGAUGAGAUUAAAAUGAUCAUAUCUCAAAGGGUCGAAUGGUACGGGGAUAUAAUAUUUCAAUUAUUGGAUGACUUGAUAGAAUGGUUUACUGACAUAGAUAAAUUAUCGGACGGUCUAGGCAAACCACGUUUAGGGUGUAUCAUCAUACCAAUGUUCUGUUCUUCAGUGACAGGAUGUUUCACAGUGUUGGAAUAUGUAAAUAGCAGUCAGUACAAGGAACAUCUAUCAAGAAUUUCGACUAUUGUCAGUACAUUAUUUGGCUUUUCUUGCUCAUUUAAUUGGGUUGUAGAGCCUACGAGUCUUCAGAGUAGUUUAGCCUUCUAUUGGGACGACAUUGGAACAGAAAGUAGCAAAAAGAAGUUGAAGAAUUUAGUGUUACCCAUUCAUGUCACUAACAUAGAAGGGUUGAUUAAAAUUUGGAAAAUGUUCGGGGGAAAAAGAGAAACCGUCGCUUGGAGAAUAUAUCUAGGACACUGUCAGCAAGGCUUACUAUCGCAUUCUUCUGGCAAUAUGAACGAACAGAGUAUAAAGGAACUUGACUAUUCUGCUGACGAAGAGAAAUUAGAAGAUAAGCGGCCUACGCAGCUGAAACCUCCUCCACCACAUGGCGUUCAAGAUAUUAAUUCCUUAGAUAACUAA